Parathielavia appendiculata is the source of this 3678-nucleotide messenger RNA. Its product is annotated as glycoside hydrolase family 18 protein. Gene Ontology annotation, molecular function: hydrolase activity, hydrolyzing O-glycosyl compounds; chitin binding. The record is from RefSeq and is a predicted model, not a curated record. Lineage: Eukaryota; Fungi; Ascomycota; Sordariomycetes; Sordariales; Chaetomiaceae. Gene Ontology annotation, biological process: carbohydrate metabolic process. The coding region runs from base 1 to 3678 and encodes 1225 amino acids. The transcript is spliced from 15 exons.
AUGGCAUUUGCCCUCUUUUCCCAGCAUACGGCUCCAUUCCCGUAUCAUUCACCCAUCGCCGAUCCUCUCAGCUACAUCCCAGACCAGCAUGACUGCCCCUUGCCUUGCCAUGUCGACUACGCUAACGUACACAAAUGGACGCCUUACUACUCUCUCGGCCGUUUGCACCGCUGUGAGUUGCCCAUGCUCCUACACUUCUCAGUGCUGCUCCCUCUAGACGACCUCAACACCGACAUUCUUAUACGGGCUUGCACUCUCGGCACUAGUCCAGCUUCUAUGGGCGACAGAACAGUCAGCAAUGCCGCUUCAACACCGAUCGACAAUCCGAAGCUCGGAGACGGCCUUCUCGAGCCUAGCAAGAAUGCUGCGCCAGCUUGUUUCAUCGAUGGCAGAGAAACAACCGGGGAGAUGGUGCUUGCUACUAGCGGCGGAAAGGCGUCCAGCAGUGAAGCCUUGGGCCUUUUGAACGGCAUGAAGGAAUUUCUCACCGCCAUAGACAACUGCGACGAAACCUUCCUGUUCGCAUACCAAAGACAGACGUUGACGGCCAACCGCACCAUUGCCCAGAUUUGCGGCGAUGGGCGGGGGCCUGAAACUGUCUUCGGCAUCUCAAUCGAUACCACAGGCGAUUUGGUCGGAACCCAGAAGAUCGCAGUAGCUUGGAGCCAGGGUGACUGCGUCCUGGGCAGCGAUCUGGCUUGUCCUCUGAAGCAAGAGACACUCGCCGUCAGUGUGUUUGACAUUGCCAACGCCACGGCAGUUUCCGUACACUCACGGAGCAAGAUCGCAAGUUAUCUGUGGCAGAAGGCACAGGCACUUGCCGGGCGAGCAACCUGCGCCCAUAUCCGAGUCGAGGCAGGUGACGGCUGUGCUUCUCUUGCGGCUAGAUGUGGGAUUCGCGGUGCCGAUUUUCUGCGAUACAACCCCAAGUCGGAUAUAUGUUCGACUCUCCAGCCCGGAGACUACGUCUGCUGCUCUGCAGGCGACCCGUAUUCGGAGCCGAAGCCUGAAGCGCCGCAACCGAACGCCGAUGGUUCUUGCGCAGUGCACUUUAUCAGAAACUUCGACACUUGCGCCUCGCUGGGCAAGACAUACGGCCUAACUGAGGCGCAGAUUGAGUCCUUCAACAAGGGCAAGACCUGGGGCUGGACUGAAUGCAGAGCCAUGCUCGCGGGCUACAACAUGUGCCUCAGCACGGGGACACCGCCGCUUCCUCCGCCACAGCAGGGCACCCAGUGUGGUCCGCUUGUCCCGGGCACCGAGUGGACCGACAAGUCCAUCCCCAUGGCAGACCUCAAUCCCUGCCCCUUGAAGGCUUGUUGCAGCAACUGGGAACUGGGGGCCCCAUCCAAUUUUUCUCGCAUCGGCUACUAUGAGUCGUGGAACAUGGCUCGCAAGUGCUUGUGGAUGAAGGCCGAGAAUGCGAAUGCCGACCGGUCGUACACACACAUCUACUGGGGCUUCGCCGAAAUCGACCCCGCAACUUGGACCGUCGUGCUCAAGGACCCCCAUAACCAAUGGCAGGCUUUCAAGAAUCUACAAGGUGUAAAGCGGAUUGUGUCCUUCGGCGGCUGGGCCUAUUCGACCGAGCCCGCGACUUACAACAUUUUCCGUCAGGCUAUCAUUACCAACCGAGAGAAGUUCGCGACGAAUGCAGCCAAGUUCGUUAUAGACGAAGGUCUUGAUGGCAUCGAUUUUGACUGGGAGUACCCCGGGGCGCCUGACAUUGAAGUAAACGGUGUCCCCAUCGGUCAGCCAGGGAAUGGCGUCGCCUAUCUCCGGUUCUUAACGGUUCUCAAGAGCAAGCUGCCGACCAAGUCGGUUUCCAUCGCAGCCCCGGCGUCUUAUUGGUACCUGAAGGCUUUCCCCAUUGACAGGAUUGCCGCAGUGAUUGACUACAUUGUGUACAUGACCUACGAUCUUCAUGGACAGUGGGAUUACGGAAACCCCAACGCCUUUGAUUUUUGUCUAUCCGGCAAAUGCAUCAGAAGCCACGUGAACCUCACGGAGACAUACAACAUGCUUGCAGUUGUUCCCAAAGCUGGAGUGCCCAACAACAAAAUUUUCGUCUUCCAUGACCACAGUUGCAAUGUUGAUGUUCUCUUAUGGAGAGGCGACUACAUCAGCUACCUGACACCGACGACCAAGGAAACGAGGCGGGCCGCGUGGAGAAGACGCAACUUCGCUGUCACAAUCGACUGGGCCCUUGAUCUGCAGGCAUUCGGCCCCGAAGAUUUCGAGGUGCCUGCCGACCGACCCGCAGCAGGGGAAGAGGGCUGUGUCGGAGGUGACAGCCCUGAUCUGAACGCCUACGACUUGUGCCGGGUUACAGGGCCUACUGUACCACUUCCCGCCGUGGUGUCGACAGCCGACUUCAUCGCGUGGGACGAUUCCGUUGAUUACCAACGUCACUGCAAAUUUGCCUGCAAGUACGGAUUCUGUCCGCCGGACACCUGCACGACCUCGACCUGCCACCUCUGGAAGUACCCCAAGUACCGAUACAAGGACGAGUGCCUUGACGCAUGUAUCGACGCUGUCGAGCAGGCCAAGGAGCAAGGCCGCACCACCAACUACAGCCGCGUGGGCAACUUCCCGCUGGACCAGGAGAUCCCAUGGACGCUAUGGCCUGGAGCCGGCGCCUCGGACAUGCUCUUUGUUCCGGGGAAGUGUGUGUGCGACCACACGCUGGUCAACUUCCUUGCCGACACCAUCGUCGAAGCCCUGCCUAUUAUUGCCCAGGUCGGGUGUUAUGUGGUCAUGUCGGCAUUCAAGCUGGUGCUCGACGUGGGGUUGGCGGCGAUUCCUGGUGUGGGCAGAAUCCUGGACGCCGGCUUAGACACCGUAACCACAGCGGUUCAGACGCUCUCAUACGCCUACCCGCCCGAUCAGGACCCAAUUGGAGCUUUCGAAUGGUGGCUGAGCUCGUGUGGCGGCACCGACCUUGUGCCUGACGAGGUCAAGCGGGUGUUCGAGGUCCUCAGCACCGUUGUUGACGGCGUGUCUAGCUUCAAGGAACCUCCAAACAUCCAGAGAGGCAGCGGCAGAAAGGAGACGACGCAAACCCUACUGAUCGAUCGAAACCCAAGGCUGGCAACGGCAGCAGUCCUAACGGUACUGGUUCGGGGGGAAUCCGAAAAGGAUAAAAAGUGCAAAAAAGUCAGAACAAGGGAUGAGCAGGGCCAGUGCGACGUCGACGAGUAUCCACCGCGCUAUUUCCUCCGUGACACCGACCCAGAAAUGCAGGACGCUGGUAAGGAAGGGGGCCAGUUGAUGAGAUACGUGCCCUGGAGGGAGAAUCAGGCGACUGGUCGGCAUUGGUUAGGUGUCUGCUUUCGUCCCCAUAUCGCAGGCUGGACGAUCGCCGAAUUCGAGAGGAGGUUUGCCCCCGUGCCCGCUCACCUGAGAGACGUGAGGGAGGAAAAGACACACACUUCCAAGAUCACUAUCCAGCAAGCCAAAGUGCCGGUCGAUGUGAAGCCUUACUGGACAUUCUCACGGUUCGAGCACGACACCAACCCUCCUGUUGAUGCCGGCAUGUGGGAAAACGGCUGCUGGCCAAAGAAGAUCGCUCCCGAUGAGCCGGGAUUCACCAUUUGGGGCUGGGACAAGUGGUACGAUGAUAAAACACCAGGCCACAAGCGCAUAUACGAGUUCGACAAGCCGUAUAAAAAGCCUUGA